Molecule: messenger RNA, 1086 nt
Organism: Nicotiana tabacum (common tobacco)
Lineage: Eukaryota; Viridiplantae; Streptophyta; Magnoliopsida; Solanales; Solanaceae
Source: RefSeq, a predicted model, not a curated record
AUGGAAAAGAUGAUCAAGAAUCAAGAGCAAACCGACAAAGAGAGGCGACAAAUGAAUCAAGUGGUGGCUUCUGAUACCACUUCAAUCAAACAAAUUGAGACUCAAUUGGGUCAAAUGUCUUCUCAAUUGAAUGUGAGACCACAAGGAUCAUUGCCUAGCGACACAAUUCCAAAUCCAAAGGGAGAUGAGGGUAUAAAGCGAAUGUUUGCCAUUUUAACAAGGCGGAGCAAAAUUCUAAAGAAGAAAUCCAUUGUAGUUGAGGAUGACGAUAAUGAAGAGGAAUUACCUCUCAAAUAUGCUUUUCCUAAGGUCAAGAGUCCCAAAGUUCCUAAGGUGGCUCAUCCCAAGGUUGAUGAUCCUCCUAAAGUUGAUGAAGUUCCUAAGCAAGAUGUACCUCUCGUGGUCAAUAAGACACCCAAGGCGGUUGAAGUUCCCAAGGAAGUCCCUUCAAAGGAGAAAGAACCAAUAAAUGAGGCAAGCAAGGAGGCACCUAAAUUGUACAAGCAAUUAUGGAGACCGCCUCCUCUGUUUUCACAAAGAUUUGCAAAGCAACAACAAGAAGGCCAAUUGCAAAAGUUCUAUGGUAUGUUGAAUCAAAUCACCAUCAAUGUGCCUUUUGUGAAAGCUCUUGAAAAUAUGUCGGGUUAUGCUAAAUUCAUGAAGGACUUGGUCACUAAGAAGAAGAAUGCUAAUUUUGAGACCAUCAAGGUCACCCAUCAAUGUUUUGCAAUUAUCUCACAAACCGAGAUUAAAAAGAUAGAAGACUCGGGGUUUUUUACUAUUCUUUGUGCUAUAAGAUUGACAAGCUUCACAAAAGUUUUGUGUGAUUUGGGGGCUAGUAUCAAUUUGAUGCUCUAUGCCAUAUUCAAGAAGUUAGGUUUGGGGGAUCCUAGACCUACCACAAUGAAGUUGUUAAUGACAUAUCGGACGUUGAAGAAACCAUUGGGUGCCAUCGAUGAUAUCCUUAUCAAAGUGGAUCGAUUCUAUUUUCCCGCCGACUUUGUAAUAUUGGAUUGUGAAAUGGAUGUAGAAAUUCUAAUCAUCCUUGGCAGGCCUUUCUUGGCUACCGGGCAAAGCUAUUUGUGA